Molecule: messenger RNA, 1758 nt
Organism: Nanorana parkeri
Lineage: Eukaryota; Metazoa; Chordata; Amphibia; Anura; Dicroglossidae
Product: tyrosinase-like
Exons: 6
Coding region: 1-1758 (585 amino acids)
Biological process (GO): pigmentation; melanin biosynthetic process
Molecular function (GO): tyrosinase activity
Source: RefSeq, a predicted model, not a curated record
AUGAUGAGUCUGGAGGAUCAGAGGACUAGGAUGAGUCCAGAGGAUCGGAGGACCAGGUUGAGUCCGGAUAAUCAGAGGAACAGGAUAAGUCCAGAGGAUCAGAGGAGCAGGAUGAGUCCAGAGGAUCAGAGGAACAGGAUGAGUCCAGAGGAUCAGAGGUCCAGGAUGAGUCCAGAGGAUCAGAUGGAAAUCAUCUCUACAAUCAGCAUGAUUUUCCUCCUUAUCUUUCUGACUCUCAGCGUGUGUGUGUUGGGUCAGUUCCCCCGAGUCUGCACUACACCUGAAGCUCUGAAGAGCGCGCAGUGCUGCCCAGAGGUGAACGGACAGAAGUGUGGUGGUCCUGGUCGUGGAUCCUGUGUUGACGUGCGUCCUCUCCAGUCCAAAGACAGCAGCAUCCUUCAGGCCUACGACGACCGCUUGAACUGGCCUCAGUGUUACUUUAAUUAUACUUGUCUUUGUGAAGCAAACUUCAGCGGAUACGACUGCACGCAAUGCAAGUUUGGUUUCUAUGGGAAGAACUGUGAGAUCAAGAAGAUCUUGCUGAGAAAAGAGAUCCGUAAUCUGACUGACGAAGAGCGCGCAAAUCUCAUCAGCUAUCUGACACUGGCCAAAAGCAAGAAAAGCGAAGAUUAUGUGAUUCUGGUGACCAGCGACCGACACGACCAUGACACCUACCGCUUCAUUGAUGCUUCCAUCUAUGACAUCUUCUCGUGGAUACACCACUACUCCACAAAGCCAAUUGUGAUCAACAGUUCAUUCACUUCUCAUAGAAAUUUUGCCCAUCAAGGUCCUGCAUUUCCUGUAUGGCACCGCCUGCUGCUCCUGUUCCUGGAGAGAGAGAUCCAACGCCUGGUGGGAGACGAGGACUUUGCUCUUCCAUACUACAACUGGAGUAAAGAUGACAACUGUACAAUCUGUACGGAUGAGUACAUGGGCAGCAAUGAUCUGGAGGGCAACCUUAAUGAAACUUGCCACUUUUCAACCUGGAAGGCCAUCUGUACCGGAUAUAACUUUGAGGAUGCCUACUGCUGGAGUGCCACCGUGAAUGAGACGGAGGCGUUGCAGAGAAAACCAGGUGCAGAGCCUGACACUUGGAUCCCCACUGAGAGUGACGUGAACGAUGUAUUACAGUUCCAUAAUUAUGAUACUGCUCCGUACAAUAGGUCCUCCCAAUACAGCUUCCGCAAUGCUUUGGAAGGAUUUUUAAAUCUGACUGAUGGGAAGUCCGAAGACCAUAACAUGCAUAACAUGUUCCACAGCUAUAUUGGGGGGACGUUGUCCUACGUUCCUUUCGCUGCCAAUGACCCGAUCUUCUUUUUACACCACAACUUCAUUGACAAAAUAUUUGAUACAUGGAUGGCAGCGCAUCUCUCCGGCCUCGAAUAUCCCGACAACGAUCAGCCGGGACAAAACACCACCGACUGCGUCACUCCCUUCAUUCCUUGUUAUAGGAACGGAGACCUUCUUAACCCCUCGAUAGAUUUCGGAUAUGUAUUUGGAUCUGAAUUUCCUGAACUCAAAACUGAUGAGCUGACAACCUUCAAUGGUGAUAAUUUCCAACCCAACACAAACAACACUUCUAAUAAUCAGAAGGACCUCACAGGGAUCUCAGAAGGACAGAUUUGUGAUAACGUCCUCGUCCUGUUCAUUUAUGUGCAAAACUCCUUCAAUAAUGAUUCCGAGCGUUCCGCCUACAAACCCUUCCAGCACUGCAAACAACUAAAUCCUCUCAAAUCUCUUUUCUUUGCCUUCAGCUAA